Molecule: messenger RNA, 1651 nt
Organism: Lotus japonicus
Lineage: Eukaryota; Viridiplantae; Streptophyta; Magnoliopsida; Fabales; Fabaceae
Exons: 5
Coding region: 116-1606 (496 amino acids)
Source: RefSeq, a predicted model, not a curated record
UCUAAAAAUCAAUGUAUACAGUUUUUAAUACUAUGUGAAAUUGUUUUUUUUUUUUUUUACUUUUUCUACUUUUGCAUGGUUUGAUCAGCAAUGGGAUGCUUCAAAUUCAAAUGUUAUGGCUUCUGAUUCUCCUACCCAGUUUAGCAUACUUGAUGAACCUGGGCCUUUGGGUCUAAAACUGAGGAAAAGCCCUUCACUAGUGGAGUUGAUAAGUAUGAAGCUUUCUCAAGGGAGUAGUACUAUGGUUGUUGCAAAUGUAAAGGAUGAAAACUUGAAUUCUGGAGUGAAAAAGGAGAAACAGGGUGCUGCUGCUUCUUCAUCAAGGUCUGUUGUAAAGCAUAAGGCUUCAAAUUUCCCAGCUUCACUUUUAAGAAUCGGAUCAUGGGAGUAUAAAUCAAGAUUUGAGGGAGACUUAGUGGCCAAGUGUUACUAUGCCAAAAAUAAGCUUGUUUGGGAAGUUCUUGAAGGUGAACUGAAGAGCAAAAUUGAAAUCCAGUGGUCAGAUAUCAUGGCACUUAAGGCAGAUUUUCCUGUUAAUGGACCUAGCUCAUUGACUGUAGUGCUUGCUAGACCGCCUAUUUUCUUCAUGGAGACUAAUCCUCAGCCUAAAAAGCAUACAGUCUGGCAAGCAACUUCAGAUUUUACUUAUGGACAGGCCAGCGAUUAUAGGCAGCAUUUUUUGCAAUGUCCCCAAGGAGUGCUAAACAGGCAUUUUGAAAAGCUUAUCCAGUGUGACGCCCGUCUUAACUUCUUAAGCCGACAGCCAGAGAUAACUUUGGAUUCACCUCAUUUUCAUUUUUAUGGACGACCUUCUGCUUAUAAGAACCCUGGCAAUCUGAAAGAUCAUGAUUUGAACCAAGUCAAUGGUAAAGGAUCUGCCUCAUCUCGUUUUCAGGACAUAGGAUCAUCUCAUUCACUUCUGUCUCCAUCAUUUAAAAUCGAGCAAAAUAGUCCUCCUGGCAUUUCCUUGGAUAGUCUGCCCUGUGAGGCAUCUUCCCACAGUUCAGGCAUGGAUCGUCUUGCAACUGAAGGGAAUUCAAGCUCUGAAACUGAUUCCAAGGGCCCAAGAAAUUUGGAUCAGAUGCAAAUGCCCGGGCUCCGUCAUUCUAUGUCAGUGAGCGAUUUUAUCGGCCACAUUGAACAUUGCCUUUCUGAAGAAAUGAUCUCCGGGAAUCCAUCCUUUUCUGACAGAAUAUCAGAGUACCAGGAAAUGCUAGAUGACAUUUCACAGCAUCUACUUAAUGACAAUCAAGCUACAGAAGCUUCUUCUGAUGAAAAAUCACUCAUGACAAGGGUCAAUUCUCUUCGCAGUCUUCUGCAGAAAGAUCCUGCGGCAGUGCAGAAUCCUCAUGGCAAGGCAAGUGCUGUUGAAGGACCUGAAGAUGGAGGAAAUAUUCAAGGUGGCAGCCAUGACCAUGAGUCAAUGCAGGACAAUAGAAUUGAAAUAGAUGUCAAGGCUGCUGAUGAGGACUUGAGAGAUGUUUCUGGUGGCAAGCAGGCUCCCGGCAUGACCAGGAAAGACUCCUUUGCAGAGCUGCUUUUUAAUCUCCCUCGAAUCGCAUCUCUUCCAAAAUUCUUGUACAACAUAUCAGAAGAGGAUAGGUGAUGUUGGAGUCAGAUAGUUAGUCUCAUCUCAUGUUUAGAAUUUCAA